Molecule: messenger RNA, 1882 nt
Organism: Armigeres subalbatus
Lineage: Eukaryota; Metazoa; Arthropoda; Insecta; Diptera; Culicidae
Product: cytochrome b5-related protein-like
Exons: 7
Coding region: 216-1553 (445 amino acids)
Biological process (GO): lipid metabolic process
Molecular function (GO): heme binding
Source: RefSeq, a predicted model, not a curated record
AUCAGUUGAUACCUUCGUUGCUGCGAAGGUCGCCUAGCGGUUUGCCAGUUCGGCUUCGAGCGUGAUUUUUUUUUUUUCGUUUAUCAAUAAUUAAUGUAAUCAGUUACUUUGGGCAGUUACUGUUGUUCAAGAAAAAACCGACUGACCGCCAAAUUUUUGGAAACUUUGAAGAGCAUCCGGUAAAGUGAACCUCGUUCGAAUCAUCAUCAGCCACAAUGACGGUCCCAGAAAGCAAUGGAGCUUUUAACAAUAAUACAGCCACUCAAUCUAUUACGGCUAAAUGGCCUUCCUACUAUCGGCAUCCAUUCCGAACGGUGAAUCAGUGGAUUCUAGGGAAACGCCGGGAUGACGAUACUGGGGGCCUCUGGCGUAUACACGAUUCGCUCUAUGACCUCACGGAGUUCAUCAACCUUCACCCCGGGGGAGCAGACUGGAUAACCUGCACCAAGGGAACGGACAUCACGGAGGCCUUCGAGGUUCAUCACAUCGGGGGUCGAGCGGAACAACUGCUGCCAAAAUAUCGCGUCCAGGCGGCAGAAGCUCCUCGCUUUGUCCGAUUCACUUUCGACGAUAGUGGAUUCUAUAGAACGCUAAAACGGCGAGUUCAGGCCAAGCUAGCGACGAUCGACAAACGUGCCGCUCGAACCUCGGAGGUGAUUUUGGAUUCCCUUUUGUGUGCCUCCUUUGUCCUGGCCUGCGUGGCCAUCAAUCGCCAUAGUUACCUGUUGGGGGCAUUGUGUGGAUUAUUUGUGGCCUGGACGAUGAUCGGCGCGCACAACUUCUUCCACCGGAAGGACAACUGGCGGAUGUUGGCCUUCAAUUUGGCCUUCUUCAGCUACAGGGAGUGGCGAGUAGCGCAUGCCAUCUCACACCACUUGUUCCCCAACUCGUUGCUUGACCUGGAGAUAUCGUUAUUCGAGCCGUGGCUGUGUUGGCUGCCGAGUUCAUCCAGGAAGAAUCUCCUACAAAGGUUCGGAUCGUGGGUGUAUGGCCCGCUAGUAUACGCUGGGAUGUUCAUGUUUGAAUUUGGAAAAAGAUGGCUAGAAAUGAUGUGGACGAGGAAAAGCUCAUUCCAUGCCGAUGAUGCAAUAUUUGUACUCUUGCCGCUCACUAUGUGGAUGACCAGCAAUACUUGUUUUUUGAUUGUGCUAAAAAUGUGGUUCCUCAUAGUGCUGGUUGCGAGUUUCGUUUUCGGAGCAAUCGGAGUGAAUGCGGCUCAUCAUCACCCGGAAAUAGUGCACUCUGGUGAUUUGAUUCCAGCGGAUAUCGACUUUGGCGUGUACCAACUGGCAUCGAUCAUCGAUCGUGCCGAUGUGAGGGGAUCGCACUUCAGAGUGCUGGUUAGCUUCGGCGAUCAUAGCUUGCAUCAUCUCUUCCCGACGCUGGAUCACGGAAUAUUGUCGCAGCUGUAUCCGGUGUUCUACGAAACUUGUGCUGAGUUUCAGUUAGAGCAUCGUGAGCAGUUCAUGCUGCAGGCGGUCAUUGGGCAACAUCAACAGCUAGCUCGAAUCGAGCCAAAUAAUUUCAUGCCUUCGAAACAGAAUUAUAAGUGACGGGAUCAUGAUUUUUCAACAGAGAGCACGUAAGGUAACAGAAACGAAGCGAACAUAUAUUCCGACUUUUGUGGCCUUUUUUGUAGGAUUCGACCGUUCCCGGGAUAGGUAAGAUUGAAAAAGAGCUUUUCAAUCUGAAUAGCAUAAUGAACAGAUCAUCCUCGAAAUAGUGUAUGAAUCGAAACAAAAAUGAAUCGAAAAUUGAUUCAGAUUAUUCUAUCAAACUGUCAAUGAGUAUUCGUAUAUGAUAUAUUGUUCAAAAUAUUCCAUAGAAUACAUAGAUGCUAUAUAUACAAUUUAAAUUGAAUAAAAAUGCUAUUGAAUUUAAA